GAUAAAUGCUUUAAACGUGUAGAUAAAAUUAAAAUCGCUUAUUUGGUCUGUGAAUCUUGGUGUUGAUUAUAAUUUUUCUAUUAAUAUAUUAUUCUCAACUUAUAUGAAUUGCGCGCCGACAAUUCAGUCUUGAAAUACAGUUAUUCAGCUACGCACUAAUGCUCAAAAGCAUCUAAAAUUUCCCCUUUAAUCCGCAAAAAACUAUAAAUAAUUCAUUGUGGAAAAUAAUACCUCAGCCAGAAUAUAUCUUCUUUAUAUUCUUUUUUUGAUGACUAAGGAGAUCAAUUUAGUCAAUGUAAUUGUGAGAAAAUAUCACUUAAUAUUACAGAGUAAUAAGAUUCACUUAUCGACACUAAAAGUUGCCAGUGCGAAUUUUAUUAGUGUUUUGCAGUCUCACCCAUUCACCCGUUAAUUGGCACUAUCAAUGUAGGUACAGUCCUCUCAACAAUUCUGCUGUAUCAUGACUACUAUAGUAGGUGAUACGAUGUCAAGGCAACCUCGAUUAAUUCGUUCAAGCGUCAGUUAUCGUCCGAGAGAAGCAACAUGACCGUCGUGCUCGUAUCUCUGAUUCUCGGAGCGCUUAUAGCCCUUUACUUUUAUCUGACGCGAAAUUACAAGUACUGGCAAAAACGUAGAAUUCCGUGCGCAAAUGGAGUCCUACCGGGAUUCGGUCACAUGUUCUCGGUUUUCUGUAUGAAGACAGACUUUGUCAACUUUAUUUGCAAAAUUUAUAAAGAUAACAAGGGACACAGCAUGGUCGGAAUCUACGAUUUCAUGUCGCCGUUGUUGAUGAUUCGAGAGCCGGAGUUAGUAAAAACGGUGCUGCAAACCGAUUUCUCGAGUUUUUCUGAGAACGCCAUCCCUAUUGAUCCUGAAUUGGAUCCGCUCACAGCAACCAAUCCCUUCGUCCUUUCCGGUGAGAAGUGGCUAAACAGCAGAAAAAGAUUGAGUUACGCAUUCUCCAGCAUGCGACUAAAGAUUCUGCUCAAAAGCGUUAAUCAAGUGUGUAUGGCGUUCGAGAAUUAUAUCGAUAAAAAGCUAAGCAAUGUCGAAAAGGUGGAAUUCGAAUUAAAGAACCUGUUCUCUAAGUAUACAGCACAAGUGGUAGCAGGCGCUGGUUUUGGCAUAGAUGGAUAUUGUUUCGAUGACGAGAAAAAGGAUAUAUCGUUCACAAAAAUUGGAAAAGACAUUUUCGAACCGACCUUGCGAAAUAAACUAGCAUUUACCCUUAUGUUCUUCAUUCCAUCAUUGAACAAAAUCUUUAAGAUUAGCAUAGUUCCGAAACAUAUCGAUCAUUUCUUCAGAACGUUAGUUGCAGAUUUAAUGGAACAAAGAAGACGGGAAAAAAUACCUAGGAACGAUUUUCUCCAUUUGAUGGUCGAAUUAGAACGAGCAGAGGGCGAUAAAUUUGACACUGAAACAAUCGCAGGACAUGCAUUGUCGUUCUACGUUGACGGCACGGAAUCUUCCGGCAGUACAAUGAGCUUCAUCUGUUUCUAUUUGGCCAGCAACCGAGAAGUACAGGAGAAAUUACGCGAAGAGGUGCUGUCUGUGCUUAGAAGAUACAACGGUGAGAUUACUUACGAAGGAUUGAAGGAAAUGACAUAUAUGGAUCAGGUCUUUAACGAGUCGCUAAGGCUGCUACCCACAGCAACUUUCUUAAAGAAACGAUGUACAGAAGAAUUCGAACUUAAAGGAUCUGAUGGAAUUGUCUGCCGCGUUCAACCUGGAACGGAAAUUCUGAUACCGGUUCAAGCUUUGCACAAAGAUCCUCAAUACUGGGAUCAUCCCGAGGAAUACGACCCUGAAAGAUUUAACCCGGAAAGAAAACACAGCAACGAAAGAUUUGCCUAUCUGCCCUUCGGCGAAGGCCCGCGAAUCUGCGUGGGUAUGAGAAUGGCACAGCUGCAGAUAAAAGCAGGUCUGGCUAUAAUUUUGAGAAAAUACAGGAUGGACCUAUCCCCAAGAACACAAGUACCUUUAAAGAUGAUUCCUAGUACUUUUUUACCAACGCCGAAAGGCGGAUUAUGGGUUUAUUUUCGACAACUAUAAGUACAAAUAUCUUUCUUGAAACUUCUUUAAAACUCUCGGCAUUGCGAAUAAUGUCUUAUAUCAAAAAAAUUGUAACACAUUUUUACAUAAAAAUAUAACUUUCUUCGAAUUUAAUCAAUCUUAAUUAAUAUACAAAAGUUGUAGUAAUUGAAAUGUAA
This is a messenger RNA of Monomorium pharaonis (pharaoh ant), 2210 nucleotides long. Its product is annotated as probable cytochrome P450 6a13. NCBI's taxonomy places the organism in Eukaryota, Metazoa, Arthropoda, Insecta, Hymenoptera, Formicidae. The record is from RefSeq and is a predicted model, not a curated record. The coding region runs from base 544 to 2052 and encodes 502 amino acids. Gene Ontology annotation, molecular function: iron ion binding; monooxygenase activity; oxidoreductase activity, acting on paired donors, with incorporation or reduction of molecular oxygen. The transcript has a single exon.